GUGGGCAUACAAAAGAAAUACUCAGUUUGAUUGAACAUCUUGGAGAAAAUUAUCAGCCUAGAUAUUACAUUAUGGCAAAUACAGAUAAGAUGAGUGAAGAUAAAGUACAAACAUUGGAGUCUUCCCGGCAAAAUGAGUUUAAAAUAUACAAGAUUCCACGGAGUCGAGAGGUGAAACAGUCAUGGAUAACAACAGUUUUAUCAACUCUUAAUGCUUCACUUCACUCAUUCCCUCUAGUGUUCAAAAUUAGACCAGAUAUUAUUUUAUGUAAUGGUCCUGGAACAUGCAUACCUGUCUGUUUCGCUGGCAUUCUCUUAAAGAUGUUUUAUGGAGUAAAGGUGAUCUAUGUAGAGAGUAUAUGUCGGGUGGAAACUUUAUCUCUCUCAGGAAAAAUACUCUACCAUUUUGCUGAUACUUUAAUUGUCCAAUGGCCACAACUCCAACAAAAAUAUCCAAAAUCUUUGUACAUUGGACGCAUUGUUUGAGGAGCAGAGUCUGUGUACUUGGUACGCUUUGUUUGAGGAAUAGAAAGAAUAUAAUCUGUGUUUAGGACUUGGGGAAUAGUUUACUGGGCAAUUUUGAGUUAAAUGAUUUCAUCACUGAAAAAAAAAAAUAAUAAUACAUUAAUUUUGUACUAUUGAUAAUGCAGUAACUUAAUAAUAAACUGUAAUAAAAAUACCUGUAAAUCUAGUAAAAGCAUCAUUUAUUACCAUAUGUCAUUAUCAUUAUGUUUGACAAAGAUGUUAUACAAAUGUAGCAGUGAAAACUGGUAUUUCUUGUAAACAGUAAAGUGACAUUAUACUCAUUUUUAUGCCCCCACAGAGUGGGAGCAUAUAGCGUUGCACUUGUCCGUCCGUCCGUCUGUCCCAAAAUCUUGUGAACGCAACUCCUCUUAAACCGGAAUUUUCGCUGCGACCAAAUUUAACAGAAUUAUGGCCCUUUGUUGAAGUUUCACUAUAUACUAUGUAGAAAUUUUGUGAACGCAACUCCUCUUAAACCGGAUGGCAGAUUUUGCUUAAACUUCCAGAGAUGAACAACCUUAAUGUGUAGAUGGUAGUAAAGGAAGGAAUUUUAGCUGCAACCAAAUUUAAAAGAAUUAUGGCCCUUUGUUGAUUUUUUCACUAUAUACUAUGUAGAAAUUUUGUGAACGCAACUCUUAAACCGGAUGGCAGAAUUUGCUAUAACUUCCAGGGAUGAACAACCUUAAUGUGUAGAUGGUUGUAAAGGAAGGAAUUUUUGCUGCGACCAAAUUUAACAGAAUUAUGGCCCUUUGUUGAUUUUUAGUUUUCAACUUGUGGCACAUGUAGUCCAAAAAAUAUUUGACCUAGGAUCAUAAGAUUGACAGAACAGUGGCGUGUGGGGGCAUCCGUGUCCUAUGGACACAUUUCUAGUUUUACUUUUAAGCCGAGAUCCAUAUUUUGUAUAUUUCAAAAGAUUGACAUUUUGAUGGGGGUUGGGUAAUAAAUGAUAAUUAUAAUUGUUUAGGAUAAUAUAUAAAACCUGCAUAUAAUAUGAAAAGACUACCACACGCUUUUUUUAUGAAUUGAAAAUUACAGAUAAUCUCCUAGGGAUAUUUAUAGAUAUUUAUGGUGGGUUUUUAAUUACUCAAUUGUCUUUUAUUAUAAAAUUAAAAACAAUUAUAACAAAGUGAAAAGUGAAUUUAAUUUUACCUGAACACUCGCCAUCUACUCUUGUAUGGGCAUAAUGUCAUUUGACAAUGUAAACAGUUCGUACACAAGUGGUUUCACAUUGAUCACCAUGUGGACCUUUGUCUUCUUGUUGAAGAUACAAAUGUAUUUUACCAACAAUUUAAGGUACAGUUGCCAAAACUCUUUAAUAAAUUCCUGUUAAACAGUC
Molecule: messenger RNA, 1857 nt
Organism: Ruditapes philippinarum (Manila clam)
Lineage: Eukaryota; Metazoa; Mollusca; Bivalvia; Venerida; Veneridae
Product: UDP-N-acetylglucosamine transferase subunit ALG14 homolog
Biological process (GO): dolichol-linked oligosaccharide biosynthetic process
Cellular component (GO): UDP-N-acetylglucosamine transferase complex
Source: RefSeq, a predicted model, not a curated record